This is a messenger RNA of Mercenaria mercenaria, 2506 nucleotides long. RefSeq lists its product as uncharacterized. The coding region runs from base 179 to 2215 and encodes 678 amino acids. The record is from RefSeq and is a predicted model, not a curated record. NCBI's taxonomy places the organism in Eukaryota, Metazoa, Mollusca, Bivalvia, Venerida, Veneridae. The transcript has 3 exons.
GCGCUUGUCAGUUCUCAUUGAACAUUAGACGAAGCAGGGUAUGUAGUUUGAUUAAAAAAAUCUUUAUGGAUUAAAAAUAACAGAUUAAAUACAUACAUGUUUGACACUGUAAUUGGCUGUACCCGUACUUCGUUGGAUCGUUGCAGAUAUAUCACAGUGAGCCAAUCUAUCACGUGGUAUGAUCCUGAUACAGGAUGAUAUCUGGACCCGCAGACACCUGAAAAAAGAAUCCGCCAAAAUGUCAUGGAUAGUGCGAAAAGUACGCCGACGGAUUCUGUUUGUCUUGGUGGUGUUGAUGGCAGGACUUUUAGCAUUUGAAUACACACGUGGUAUAAGUCCAUCCAAUGAAAAAUCAGAUAACGUCGUAAGCCGUAACAAUGCGACAACAGGAUCACUUCUCGUGGAUAUGCCAUUUUGCAAAAUCCCGAAAGUUGAUCCAUACGAUCCCACAAUUCACCAUAUAGUGAGGAAGAUCGGACGCCGACGUUGUCCACAGAAUGCGUCUUUGACCUAUCAAAGUGGCCUUGACCUGAAGAUCAACUGGACUGCAGUUAGACUGCCUCCGUAUAAUGGGAACGUUAUGUACUGCGCUUACACUCCGAUAUACAGACCCAUGCACGAACCGACAAACAACAACUACUUGCGGUAUCUGGAUGAAAAAGACCCUUUUAACGAUUCAAUUAAAGUCGAGCACGAAUUUGUGAAAGUAAAUUGCUAUGACAACAAUGAAAAUAUCGUUUAUGUCAAUUUUCAUGCAUUCAUACUGCCAAACAGAACUCUAGAUAAAAUUUACAAUGAAAGAAUUAUUAAACAUGUUAUGAAAGAAAAAAUAACUGAACGCUUAAAUGUAAUGAUGAUAGGAAUGGAUUCGGUUUCAAGACUUAGUUUUAUGCGACAGAUGGUCAAAACAAAGCGAUUUUUAGAGGAAGAACUGGGAGCUUUUGAUAUGAUGGGCUACAAUAAAGUAGCUGAUAAUACCUUCAUAAAUAUAGUGCCAAUGACUUUUGGGAAAUUCGCACAGGAAAUGCCUUGGGAUGAAAGUAAGACGUCACAAACCUUUGACCAUUUUGAUUUUAUGUGGAAACAAUAUCGCGACAGGGGUUAUAGAACGUUUUAUGCAGAAGACGCACCCGACAUAGCUAUAUUUGACUUUCUCAAAGCAGGUUUUAAAACGCCCCCUACCGACCAUUUUAACAGACCAAUUAGUAUUGCUAUGGAGCUAAAAGAAAAUCUAUGGUUUAACAACCAUCACUGUUUUCAAGAUCGCCUAGAAACAGAUAUAGUUUUAAAGUAUAUGUAUGAUUUUGCAGAGACAUACAAGAACGAUCCAUUUUUUGCGUUUACUUUCAUAACAAGAUUAUCGCACGAUGACGUCAACAGCGCGGGCGCAGCAGACGAACCCUAUUAUAACUUUUUCAAAAGUCUCCAUGAAAAAGAUCUUCUGCGAAACACGGUGGUUUUCUUCUUUAGCGACCAUGGAAUGAGAUUUGGUAAAAUAAGGGAAACGUACAUCGGGAAGUUGGAAGAACGUCUGCCAUUCAUGUAUAUCGUUAUUCCAAAAUGGCUUCGUAAGUCAUAUCCCCACAUUCCAAAGACAUUAAAGACAAACCAAAACAGACUUUCUACACCAUUUGAUGUAUAUGAAACUCUACGAGAUAUUUUGUAUUUUGAUGGAAAAUUGAAAGUCGCAGACGACAAUUCGCGGGGAGUAAGUUUUCUCAGAGAAAUUCCCAUUUCUCGGUCAUGUGACAAAGCUGGGAUAUUACCUCAUUGGUGUACGUGUUUACAUCAUGAAAAGUUAGAGACCAAUGAUGAUGUAGUUGUAAAAGCAAGUUUUGUACUUCUUUCUGAAAUUUUAAAUGAAUUACGGGAAUAUAAAUCAAUUUGUGAAGACCUAUCUUUACAUAAGAUCAGAGAAGCCGUCCGAUUAGUCGAGUCUAACGAUGUUUUAAAAUUUGUCAGUGGAAAGAAACUUGAGGUUAAACAGUCCACAGUAAAUCAUGUUGGCAAUAAAGCAAUUGAAGAUAUUCAGGUUGUCAUAGAAACGGUGCCUGGUAAUGCAUUGUUUGAAGCGACAGUAAGGUUAGACACAUUUCACGAAAGCUACAAAGUUGUAGGUGAUAUAAGUCGGAUAAAUAUAUACGGCCAUCAGUCGGAUUGUAUAGAUGUAUUUAAACUGAAGAAAUAUUGCCAAUGUAAAGAAAUAGACACGUAAUUUGAUAUCAUGCAUCUUUUUGCUAAUAGUGAGAGAGAAUCACAGUUAUAAAAAUUUGUUUUGAGAUAUAUAAGUGCUAUCUUAUUUUGAGAGACUGAGAGAAGCACAGUGAUUGAUGAAUGACAAGAACUUCAUUUUGAGAUGCAUUUGUGUCGAUACUAAAAGAAAAUCACAGUGAUAAAUCUGAUAUAACAAUAUAUAUAAAUGAACGACAAAAAGAGAUACAUUACCAAUGAAACUUGCAGGGUAAAACUUUUUUACAUUGAAAUGAAUAAACGCGAUAGACAUUGC